AAACGUGUUAUGUGCUAAUAGACAUAUAAAUAGGUUGUUGGGUGUCCCGACCAUCAGUUGUUAGGCCUGGCUCUGGUCUGGUAAUUUGCCAUAAACAUGAAGACGGAGUCGUACAUUUUUUUGACGACAUGUAUCCUUGUAGGAUGCAUAGAUUCGUCUGAACAAUAUGGCACUAAGGGAGGACAUAAAAGUUUCACGCAGAGUUUCAGCAGUUCCUCAGCUUCAGCUCAUUCGUCAUCUUUCAGUAGUAGCGGUUCCUAUUCUUUUGGAGACAAGAGUGUUCUUCCAAUCAUAGGACCAAUUCCAAUUGCUAAGAGUACAGCAAUAGCUUCAGCGUCAGCAGGAGCUGCCUCAGCAGUAGCAGGAGCAAGUUCUUCAGCAGCAGGACACACAACUAAUGCAGUUGGUGGUUCUUCAGUUGGCAUAAGUGGUAGUGGAAGUUAUGGAGGGGGUUCAAGUUCACAAGGAGCAUCCAUACAAUCAGGAUCGUAUCACAGUGGCAGUAAAGGACAUAAUCAUGGCCACAACAACCCAUCAGCAGGUUUCAAUAAUGGCCAGUAUUCAGGUGAUUCAGGCUUUGGUCAACCACAAGAGCCUGGUUAUGGUGGAUCCAAACUAUAUACUGUAAUUCAACCCUCAGGUUAUGGACAAACCCAUACUGGUUCUGGAAGUUAUGGCGUAUCCAGUGUUAAUUCCCAAACCACUUCAUCAGGUGGAUCAUAUGGAUCUCACUCUACAGUAAUUGCUGGGUCAAAAGACAAGGACGAAACUACUAUCUUGAGGAAACCUCCUUGUUGUAAACCUAUUCCUCCAGGACCUAAUGGAAGUAUUCAUGAUUAUAAAGUUCCAUCAAAUGUCAACACUGAGAGUCAAACAUCUUCAGGACUAACAGGUUAUGGACCUGUUGCUGUUGGAUCAGGGACCUAUGGUGGCUCAGUACCUUCUGGUCAAGUUCCUUCUUCAGGAUACGGACAAACAAACGUGGGUUCAGGUGCAUCUAUAGUAGGAUCUCAAGUUAGUUCUACAGGCUUCGGUCAAACCACCAUUGGAUCAGGAAGUUAUGGAGGUGCGAAAAAACCAAGUAAAGACACUGAAAGUGGAACCACCGGCCGAAAACCUUGUUGUAAAGGACCAUUUCCUGGACCAAACGGAAGCAUCUACGACAGCAAACCAGCGUCAGCUGUUGGAACAGCAGUGAAACCUUCUGGUUCCCAAGAACCAAUCAAACCUUCAGUUCCUCUACACAGACCUCCUAUCAAUUUUCCAGGACCAUCAGGAAGUAUUUAUACGAGUAAACCAGUAAAACCCGCAUCAGGAGUAUCCGGAACAUAUAAGCCUUCUUAUUCGGUUCAACCAGUAAGCAGUUCACCAGGUCUUUCACAACAUGUACAUACCAACAAACCUAUAAGUACUUAUCAACCAUCUUCUCUUCCUGGUGUGGCUGUUGGAGGUUAUCAACCCUCAGGACCUGCUCUACCAAGCUCGCCAUCUAUUUCUUCCAACACCAUUCUGAAGCCAGUUGAAGAAUAUCAACCCUUAGCUCCUACAUCAAUUUUCAUUCAACCUGUUUCUGGCACCAAACCCCUUGGAGGAGGAAACAACCAAUACGGCUAUCAAAGCAAAGCAAAUGCCGCUGCAACGAGUAGUGCUAAUUCUUACCAGACACAAUACCAGGGAACUUCAGAAUACAAACCAUCCUGUACCCAAGGAGGUUGCAAAAAAGAAUCAUCAAUUACUUAUCAAGUUGUUGGAGGUUAUCAACCGUCAGGACCUGCUCUACCAAGUUCACCAUCUAUUCCUUCUAACACCAUUUCGAAGCCAGUAGAAGGAUAUACCCCCACAGCUCCUUCAUCCACAGUUAUUCAAACUGUAUCUGGUGUCCCUAGUACCAAGCCUCUUGGAGGAGGAAUCAACCAGUAUGGUUCUCAAAGUAAUGCUAAUGCUGGAGCUACUGGUAGUGCUAAUUCUUAUCAGACACAAUACCAGGGAUCUUCAGAAUACAAACCAUCUUGUACUCAAGGAGGUUGCAAAAAACAUCCAUCAAUUACUUAUGAAAUUGUUGGGGGUCAUCAACCUUCGGGACAAUCUUUACCAAGUUCACCAUCUAUUCCCCAACCUUCAGCACCAUCACCUGUUCCUUCUAAGCCUCUCGGAGGGGGAAACAUUCAAUAUGGUUAUCAAAGUAAUGUUAAUCCAGCUGCCACCAGUAGUGGCAAUUCUUACCAGACACAAUAUCAGGGACCUUUAGAACACAAAACAACCUGCACUGGAUUAACUUGCAAAAAUGAACCUCCAAGAACAUAUCUACAACCUCCACAACAUCAAGGUAAACCAAUAACUGAAACAGUUCGUGAACAACCAAUUCCCCAAGCAACACCAGGUACCAUUUAUAAUGGAGUGAAACCACAAGUUCCAACAACCGUUGAUGUUUCUAAGCAAGGAUCUUACGGAGUCCAAGUAUCUAGCACCAAUAAUGGUUACAAUGCUGGUACGACAUCGUCUGUUUCUGCCAAUACUGCAUCAACAUAUGGACCAUCUGAUUCUGAUAUAAGAGGGAAUGGUUACAAUUCACCUCAAGGACCUUCAUACUCCCAAAUUAAGCCUCAACAAAUACCGACCCAAACAACUUCACCUGGCAUUCAAAAACAGAGUGGCUCAGUAGGUUACCAAACAAGUACUUCAACCUCAUCAGCCAGUUCCUCCUCAUCUUCAACACAUUCCGCAGGAACAUUUACAGGAGGACAAACUAUUUACAGUCAUGGAGUUGUUCAGAAACCAACAGUUCCAACUAUUACAAUCGAUAAUGACAAAGGAUUAGAUCAAGAUAGAAUUUUAUAUGUGAGUAGCCCGGGGUCUCCAGGCUACGUUGGUGGAAAGACUUCAGGAUACAGCCCUUCAGUCACAGAAAACACCAUUUCAGGAAGUGGCUUAAAGGAAGGUCCUCGAGGGUCUCCCUACUCUCCUACAAGUCCACCUAAAUACGAAGGUAAGACUUCGAAUUCUGAUGAUUACGAUGGAGAUGCUGCCAUCGUCUUUGUAGAUGGACAGAGAGGAGUUGGUGCAGGUAGCUACUCUUCUGGUAGAGGUUACUCCAGUUCAUCUGGUUUUGCAUACUCAGGCUCUGGUGGAAGCCACGCUAAAGGUGUGAACGUAUACUCUACAUCAAACAGUGGUUCGCCUAACAAAGAUCUCUCCCCAGGUGAAGCUGGAAAGAAACACACAUAUACGAGUACGCUUUAUGUUGAUUUGAACAAACCAGGAAAAUCUGGUCAAGAAGCAAUUGCAAGUGGACCAGGAGGUCAAGGUGUUCUACUAGUUGGAACUUCUUCCGGUGAUAAUUCCAAAUCAGCAGGUGGAUCCUACAGUUUUUCCGGAGGUUAUGGUGGCAGCUCUGUAGGUCAUAAGGGAAUUCCUUGUGGCACCAACGGUUGUGGCACAUCUUACAGGCAGUAUUCUAACGCAGUACCUUCUUCAGGUAGUAACGAUGUGACUAUUCACAUAGCCUCUAUUCCAAGUGGUUCUGGCAGCUCUUACUCUUCAAGUGGUUCAUAUGGUGGAGGAUCACAUGGUGGAUAUGGAAGUGGGCAUGUAAUUGUGGGUUCCACUAAAGGAGGGUCAGCGGUUGGAUCAUAUGGAGGUUCCUCGGGAAGUUCUGGCAGUGGAGUAGGAAGUGGGGGAUUUUUAUCUUCGAUCUUCUUGGAUGGUGGAGCAGCAGCAAAUUCUGGUUCCUAUGGUGGAGCAGCAGCAAAUUCUGGUUCCUAUGGUGGAGCUGGAAGUUACUCCCAUUCUGGAUCUUUUUCGAAAUCGAGCUCUCAUGCCAGUAGUUCAAGCUUUGCUUCAUCUAGUUCAGGGUCAUAUAGCUCCAACCAUUAUUAGAUAUAUGAAAUGUAUGAUUGAGAUAUAAUCUAGCUGAAUAUGUGAAUGAAAUUUUGUUAUUUAUUGAUAUCUUUGUAAUACAGUGAAUAAAGUUAUUUUAUUUUUGAA
Messenger RNA from Harmonia axyridis, 3984 nucleotides. Its product is annotated as hornerin-like. The transcript is spliced from 12 exons. NCBI's taxonomy places the organism in Eukaryota, Metazoa, Arthropoda, Insecta, Coleoptera, Coccinellidae. The coding region runs from base 97 to 3876 and encodes 1259 amino acids. The record is from RefSeq and is a predicted model, not a curated record.